Messenger RNA from Lampris incognitus (smalleye Pacific opah), 2596 nucleotides. It is a transcript of the gene pfkla, whose product is annotated as phosphofructokinase, liver a. Gene Ontology annotation, molecular function: identical protein binding; 6-phosphofructokinase activity; monosaccharide binding. Bases 88 to 2448 code for a protein of 786 amino acids. Gene Ontology annotation, biological process: fructose 6-phosphate metabolic process; canonical glycolysis; fructose 1,6-bisphosphate metabolic process. NCBI's taxonomy places the organism in Eukaryota, Metazoa, Chordata, Actinopteri, Lampriformes, Lampridae. Gene Ontology annotation, cellular component: 6-phosphofructokinase complex; membrane; cytoplasm. The transcript has 22 exons. The record is from RefSeq and is a predicted model, not a curated record.
AAGCCACAGGCUCGGCUUCACAGGCUUUGUUUUUCCUUCAGUUGAGAAGGUUUAUCCCAAGAGACAACCAGUGUUAGGUGAGACUUUAUGCAACGUGGCCAGAAAAUGUCCUCAAUGGAUUUUGAGAAGCUGAAGAUGUCGGGAGCGGGACGAGCGAUAGCUGUGCUGACCAGCGGCGGAGACGCACAAGGAAUGAACGGUGCUGUCCGUGCCGUGACCCGGAUGGGCAUAUACGUUGGAGCCAAGGUGUAUCUCAUCUAUGAGGGCUACCAAGGUCUGGUGGAUGGGGAAGACAAUAUUAAACUUGCUCACUGGCACAGUGUGACCAACAUCAUCCAGCAGGGUGGCACCGUGAUAGGCAGCGCCCGAUGCAAGGCCUUCACAAGCCGUGAGGGUCGGCUCGCUGCAGCCUUUAAUCUGGUGAAGAGAGGCAUCACCAACCUGUGUGUGUGUGGCGGAGACGGCAGCCUCACCGGAGCCAACAUAUUUCGUAGCGAGUGGAGCGGCCUGCUGGACGAGCUAGUGCAAAAGGGUAGAAUCACAGACACCUUAGCUAAGCAGCAUAACCACCUGAACAUCGUGGGCCUGGUGGGCUCCAUAGACAAUGACUUCUGUGGGACGGACAUGACCAUCGGGGCGGAUUCUGCUCUGCAGCGCAUCAUGCAGAUAGUUGAUGCCAUCACCACCACUGCACAAAGCCAUCAGCGUACAUUUGUCCUGGAGGUCAUGGGACGCCACUGCGGGUAUCUAGCCUUGGUGUCGGCGCUGGCAUCUGGUGCAGACUGGCUCUUUAUCCCAGAGGCUCCUCCUCAGGAAGGAUGGGAGGGACGCAUGUGUGACCGCCUGGAGGGGAGCCGCAGUAAGGGCUCCAGACUCAACAUCAUCAUCAUUGCUGAAGGGGCAAUAGAUGGACAUGGCAAGCCAAUCUCCUCAAGCUAUGUAAAGGAUCUGGUGGUGAAGAGGCUGGGUUAUGAUACCCGGGUGACUGUACUGGGCCAUGUCCAGCGAGGAGGGACUCCCUCAGCGUUUGACAGAAUACUGAGCAGUAAGCUGGGUGUGGAGGCAGUGGUGGCCCUGAUGGAUGCCACUCCUGACACUCCAGCUUGUGUCAUCGGCCUCGUGGGUAACCAGGCUGUGCGCCUCCCUCUGAUGGAGUGUGUUGAGAUGACCAAACUGGUACAGAAAGCUAUGAAUGAGAAGAGGUUUGAUGAGGCUGUCAAACUGCGUGGAGGGAGCUUUGAAAACAACUGGAACGUCUAUAAGCUUCUUGCCUUCCAGAAGUCUGCCCAGCCUCAGAAUGACCAUUCCUUGGCUAUUCUGAAUGUGGGAGCCCCCGCUGCAGGGAUGAAUGCAGCAGUGAGGUCUGCUGUGAGGGUAGCGCUUGCUCACGGACACAAAGUCUAUGGCAUCAGCGACGGCUUUCAAGGGCUGGCCAGUGGAGCGGUGAGUGAGAUGUUAUGGCACAAUGUGGCUGGAUGGACAGGCCAAGGAGGGUCUCUACUGGGGACAAAACGAACUCUUCCAAGUAAACACAUAGAGAAGAUUGUAGACACCAUUAACAAAUACAAAAUAUCUGCCUUGCUAAUCAUUGGAGGAUUUGAGGGGUAUGAGGGUGUCCUGCAGUUAUUUGAGGCCCGGAGUCGCUAUGAUGAGCUCUGCAUCCCCAUGUGUGUCAUCCCGGCCACCAUCAGCAACAACGUCCCGGGUACCGACUUCAGCCUGGGAGCGGACACUGCAGUCAACGCUGCCAUGGAGAGCUGUGACAAGAUCAAGCAGUCUGCCACUGGAACCAAGAGGCGUGUGUUUGUGGUAGAAACCAUGGGGGGUUACUGUGGCUACCUGGCAACCUGCACCGGUAUAGCUGUGGGCGCCGAUGCAGCCUACAUAUUCGAAGACCCCUUCAACAUCCGUGACCUGAAGACCAAUGUGGAGCAUUUGACAGAGAAGAUGAAGAAAGAUAUCCAGCGAGGUCUGGUACUGAGAAAUGAGAAAUGCCAUGAGCAGUACACCACAGAUUUCAUCCAUAGACUUUAUUCUGCAGAGGGGAAGGGUGUCUUUGACUGCAGAGUCAAUGUGCUUGGGCACCUUCAGCAGGGAGGGGCACCUACACCCUUUGACAGAAAUUUUGGCACCAAGAUGGGCGUGAAGGCCGUGCUCUGGCUUUCAGAGAAAUUGACUGAAAACUUCCGGCAAGGACGCGUGUUUGCCAACUCGCCAGAGACUGCAUGUGUGCUUGGCCUCAACAGGAAGGUCAUCUCCUUCAUACCGGUCACUGAGCUCAAGGAUGAUACCGAUUUUGAGCAUCGGAUGCCUAAGAUGCAGUGGUGGUUUAACUUGCGCCCAAUGCUGAAAAUGUUGGCCAAGUAUCAAAUUAGCUUCAGUGAAUAUGUCCCAGGAGAAAUUGAGCAUGUGACUCGACGAUCCCUCAGCAUGGACACUGGAUUCUAAACCAUCUCAAACCCUCCACUCCCCUCCAUAACCUCCAUGCCUUAUUGUAUAAAAAUUAUGUUUUGUGGAUCUUUUCUGUGUUUAAGACACUAACUUUUAAACCAGCAUUGAUGUCUCUUUAUAAAUGUUCAAUCAUCCAGGUAAGAAA